AUUGACAGUUAAGUCAGUCAACUGUCAACAUAGAUCUAUGAGAUUUUUGUAGUCUUAAUUGUAUAUGUUUGUACUCAAGAUUAUAUAAAUUAUGCCGAAAAAUAAAGGAAAAGGUGGUAAAAACAGGAGGAGGGGAAAGAAUGAAAACGAAACAGAAAAACGUGAGUUAGUCUUUAAAGAGGACGGACAGGAAUACGCCCAAGUCACAAAGAUGCUCGGUAAUGGCCGCUUAGAGGCCAUGUGCUUUGAUGGCAUAAAACGUCUAUGCCACAUCAGAGGAAAGUUAAGAAAAAAGGUAUGGAUAAACCAGGGAGAUAUUAUAUUAAUUGGUUUACGAGAUUAUCAAGACGCCAAAGCGGAUGUCAUCCUUAAAUAUACUCCUGACGAGGCAAGGAAUCUGAAAACGUAUGGAGAAUUCCCUGAAACUGUACGCAUCAAUGAGACUGUAGUGUAUUCUGUUGAUGGUCUGGAUGAAGAUAUUGAAUUUGGAGAUGAAGUAAGCUCAGAAGAUGAAGCUGAUACUGUUGAUAAUAUAUAAGUAAUUUUGAUAUGUUUUAUCAUCUACAGUAAGUCAAUGUAAAUUAAUUUUCCGUUAUGAAUAAACUGAUUUUGUGAUUUUGAUAUUUGUUCUCAAAAUUACAUGUAAUCGUACACCAUAAGAAAUAUGUAGACUAUUUAGACACCCAGUAUUGUCAUAAAUUUUAAAGUGAAAAAAGAACUAUUAAAAUAAUACAAUUAUUUAUUUAAACAAUAUGUAAAAAAAUAUCUCUACAUCAUAGCAAAAUAAUAGAUAUCUUGCACAACAUUCCUUGAUCCAUUAAUUCACCUUAUGUCACAUAAAAUUGUAAGGAAUGUAUAUAAUAAAUUAAUAAAUGUA
Messenger RNA from Nymphalis io (European peacock), 877 nucleotides. RefSeq names its product eukaryotic translation initiation factor 1A, X-chromosomal (gene eIF1A). Gene Ontology annotation, cellular component: cytoplasm. Gene Ontology annotation, molecular function: RNA binding; translation initiation factor activity. The record is from RefSeq and is a predicted model, not a curated record. NCBI's taxonomy places the organism in Eukaryota, Metazoa, Arthropoda, Insecta, Lepidoptera, Nymphalidae. Gene Ontology annotation, biological process: translational initiation. Bases 92 to 538 code for a protein of 148 amino acids. The transcript has a single exon.